Molecule: messenger RNA, 384 nt
Organism: Protopolystoma xenopodis
Lineage: Eukaryota; Metazoa; Platyhelminthes; Monogenea; Polystomatidea; Polystomatidae
Source: the annotation of a GenBank genome assembly
AUGCCCACACCAGUGCCUCGGAGACUUCUUCUUGCCCGGCUUCAAACCCAUGAUUCGGUUGUCCUCUUUCCCACAUUGUGCCUCAGUCUUUGGGGGCAUGUGUACGGCUUAAUUCAUAACGGCUGGUGUGAAAAUGCACCGCUUCUCUUCUUCCCCUCCUCAAUUGCGAGUGGCACACUCCUCUCGUCCUUCACGUCGGCAUUCCCAUCUAACCCUGGGGCACUACGCUGUUCGUGUGUCUCUCGACUGGUAUGCCCCGUCGUCAAGCCUGUCACCAGUCGCCUCCUCUUCAGGCACAGACACAAAAAAUACACACAAACACCGACGCACACACAUUUGGGGUCUAUAUUUGGCCCACCCAUACUUUUAGCCCUUUCUUUCUGA